This is a messenger RNA of Alligator sinensis (Chinese alligator), 6665 nucleotides long. It is a transcript of the gene KLC4, whose product is annotated as kinesin light chain 4. Bases 209 to 1873 code for a protein of 554 amino acids. The transcript is spliced from 15 exons. Gene Ontology annotation, biological process: microtubule-based movement. Gene Ontology annotation, molecular function: kinesin binding. NCBI's taxonomy places the organism in Eukaryota, Metazoa, Chordata, Crocodylia, Alligatoridae. Gene Ontology annotation, cellular component: membrane-bounded organelle; kinesin complex; cytoplasm. The record is from RefSeq and is a predicted model, not a curated record.
CCGCUUCGGCGAAGCCGCCAUGUUGGAUUUAAAGGGGCGGCCCCGGCGCCGGCGCCUGGUCGGCUGAGGGAGACACUUUCCGUCCGCGGGCGCCGGUGGCGGCAGCUGCAAGGGGAGAGCCAAGCCGGAGGCGGCAGGCGGGGUCGGCCAACAACAGGCACUGAGUCUUCCUGGAGACUCCUUGCACCUGGUUCCCAGCUGAGUUCUGAUGACCUCUGAGCUGGAGGUGUCUGUGUGGGGGCGGAAAAAAAAAACUAUGUCCACCAUGGUGUAUCCAAGGGAGGAGAAGCUGGACAAAUUGAGCCAGGAGGAGAUAAUAUCCAACACCAAGCUGGUGAUGCAGGGGCUGGAGGCCCUCAAGAAUGAGCACAAUUCCAUCCUACACAGCCUGCUAGAAACCAUCAAGUGUCUGAAGAAGGAUGAGGAGGCCAACCUAGUGCAUGAGAAAUCCAACCUGCUCCGCAAGUCGGUGGAAAUGAUUGAGCUGGGACUUGGGGAGGCUCAGGUGAUGAUGGCUCUGUCCAACCACCUGAAUGCUGUGGAAUCGGAAAAGCAGAAACUGCGUGCUCAGGUACGGAGAUUGUGCCAGGAGAACCAGUGGCUGCGGGAUGAACUGGCCAACACCCAGCAGAAGCUGCAGCGCAGUGAGCAGACUGUGGCCCAGCUAGAAGAGGAGAAGAAGCACCUGGAGUUCAUGAACCAGUUGAAGAAAUAUGAUGAGGAUGUCUCCCCUUCGGAGGAGAAAGAAGGUGACUCUACCAAGGACUCUCUAGAUGAUCUGUUCCCCAAUGAGGAGGAGGAGCACGGCCCAGGAUUGCCCCACCAGCACAGCAGUGCAGCGGCAGCGGCUCAGCAGGGUGGUUAUGAGAUCCCGGCACGCCUACGUACCCUCCACAACCUGGUGAUCCAGUAUGCCUCACAGGGGCGUUAUGAGGUGGCUGUCCCGCUCUGCAAGCAGGCACUGGAAGAUCUAGAGAAGACUUCAGGCCAUGAUCAUCCGGAUGUGGCUACCAUGCUCAACAUCCUGGCGCUUGUAUACAGGGAUCAGAAUAAAUACAAAGAGGCAGCUCAUUUGCUGAAUGAUGCACUCUCUAUUCGUGAGAAGACCCUGGGCAAAGACCACCCUGCAGUAGCAGCAACACUGAACAACCUGGCUGUUCUCUAUGGCAAAAGAGGGAAAUACAAGGAGGCAGAGCCACUGUGCAAACGAGCCCUAGAGAUCCGUGAGAAGGUCCUAGGCAAAGACCACCCAGAUGUGGCCAAGCAGCUGAAUAACUUGGCGCUGCUGUGCCAGAAUCAGGGCAAGUAUGAGGAGGUUGAGUACUACUACUGCCGGGCAUUGGAGAUCUACGAGAGCCGCCUGGGCCCUGAUGACCCAAAUGUGGCCAAAACCAAGAACAACCUGGCCUCCUGCUACCUUAAACAAGGCAAGUACAAGGAAGCUGAGGUGCUGUACAAAGAGAUCCUCACUCGUGCCCAUGUGAAGGAGUUUGGCUCUGUAGAUGAUGAGCACAAGCCGAUCUGGAUGCAUGCAGAGGAGAGGGAGGAGAUGAGCAAGAGCAAACACCGAGAUAGUGCCCCUUAUGCUGAGUACGGUGGCUGGUACAAAGCUUGCAAGGUCAGCAGCCCAACAGUGAACACUACCUUGCGGAACCUGGGAGCAUUGUACAGGCGUCAGGGCAAGAUGGAGGCAGCAGAGACACUGGAGGAGUGUGCAAUGCGGUCCCGGCGACAGGGCAUUGAUCCCAUUAACCAGACCAAGGUGGUGGAGAUUCUGAAGGAGGGAGAUGGUGCUGAGAGGAGGAGGAGCCGUGACAGCCUGGGGGGAAAUGUCAAGUAUGAGAAUGCCGCAGACGGUAGCGAGGAAGCUUAAAUGCCUCCCGAGACUCCCUCUUUCCCCUCCACUACAAUCACCUGGAUGUAUGUGUUGUACCUUCCGACUUUUCCUCCACACCAUCCCUUCUUCCACCGCUCCUGCUUUCCUCGGCAAGGACUCCACGCCAGUCCCCAACCUUCCCAGUGCGCGAGGGGCACCACAGCACCUGCAGAGGAAUGCCCGACUGUAUGGGGCUCAGCUACAGUUCUCUCCACCAGCAAGAAAGCAGGAAGAAUCCACGUGGAAUUGCCUGCUCCCCUGGCCAGGGUUGGGCUAUUCCAGGGACUGGGAGGAACCCACUCGCCCCCACCUCUUGGGUCCUGUCCUUAUUGAGGCCUGGAUGAAAGGUCCUGCUGAUGGAAAGCAUCCCCACUCUGUGUGCAACACACACACCCAUGGACGUGCAUCUUCCCAACCCUUCCCAGACAGCUUUCUUCUCCCUCCCUAGAAGUCAGGGAAGAAGGAGGUGCAGGCAGUGUCUCAGUCCAUAUAGGUCUCUACUGUGCUGUGUGUAGUUCCAUUUCCAGGCCCCUGCCGCCGCCCCCCCCCCCAGCUGUGUUUUGGAACUAGAAUGACCCUUAGUGUGCCUGUAUCAAUGGCUGGCCCUUCCCCCAGCGCCAGAUUUGGCCAAAAGCACAUGUGAGCUAAGUGGGUUGUGGCAGUAGCUUUGGCCUACCCACUCCCCUACAUCUGGGCUCCGGUGGCCCCAUUGCCAUGCAGGAGGGAAAUAUGGGACUCCUUGACCAGAUACAAGGAUUGAAGCAGGUGGCAAGGCAGAGGGCUGUCUGUGGGGAGGAAUCGCUGUGCAAGCAGUGAGGAUUGAACCCCCUCUUGCAGUAUGCCUCCAGAAUAGGGUUGGGGCAGCAGCUAAAUGGCGCAAGCUGGGACAGGGAGACGUCUUUAGGAACAGGAACUGAUACGUGGUUAGGAGUGCUUCCAUCUGCAGCUCAUUCAGCCCUGGCCCUUUUGCUGAGGCUAUAGGCUGGAAGAGUCCAGCUUGUGCCCUCUCAUGACUCCUGGAAUUCUAAAUUUGGAUAUACCCAAAGGCUAAGCAUAUCUAAGAAAACAGUUCUGAAUUGCCAGAUUUCCCCAAAAGCUCCUUGCAGGCAUGAGGAGGAGCAAGAAGCAGUGUAGUCUUCCACUCCAGGAGAAGCAGUCAAGGAGUGGGGGUAGAGGGCAGUCAUGCAGCCUUCUCGGCAGAGGGAGGCAAGAGAUGGGCAACAGCUAGAGCUCUCAAGAAAUGGCAGCAGCCAAGGAAUGGGGAUACUUGCUCUACAGGUGACUGCAGGAGCAAGUGCUCUUGCUCCAGCUGGUGUCUCUGAUUUUGGGGAGGGGUGAAUUGUGGGUAGGAGCAGUUUGGAGAGAGUUUGCAGCUAAGGUAGGUAGGUUCUAGAGGAACAUGGGGGGAAGGAGGGUCUGGGCUGGGCCUGGGGUGUGAUUCUAUCACGGUGGGGGACAUCAAGCUGCGGUUUCUUGGGCAAGGAAACAUCUUCUGGGCAGAAAGAGAGAGCUUGUUUCUGAGGGGUGGGGUGGGACUGACACAGAGCACCUGCUGCUUUUGCCCUUCCUAGCUUGUGUCCUGAGACCAUGCUUGGCUGCAGUGACUUUUUGCUAGGAACUGCCUGUCCUAAGUCAGUUUCUUAACACUUAGGAGGAGGCUGUGUGUGUGUGUUGAGGGGGGUGGGGGGGUAGAGUGGCUGGCAGCUGCCCCUCUGUCUGUCUUUCAGUGUGGGAUUGACCAGGUUGGAUGCUCCCUGCUGUGGAGAAAGGGCCAGGUGCUGAGGCUGGGUUUGUCUGAGAUCUGGGCUGAUACCAAUAACUCCUUUCAUGCAGCAGUUUGAGCAGCAUGAUGGAUUGGUUCUGCUAGUGGGAUGGGGCUGGUGAUCAGAAGAAAUCUAGUGCUGCAGGCCCCUGUCAGCAGGCAGACAGUGGGCCCAGGCAGUUUCCAGAAGUCCUAGGACUAGCUGGAAAAGGGGGAGACAGAUGCAAAGUGCUGUUGGCUCCUUACCAUUUUGUGCCAUGUUAUUUAGGAUUUUCCUUAAAGCCCCAGCUCCUGGAGUCGGGUAACCAGGUGUAGCUUCUAGCUUUUGUGACUGGGAAGUAAAAUCUGGCAGUUGCCCUGGGUGCAGCUUACUUGAUCAAACUCAGAAGACAAUGAAAAAGAAACCCAUUCCUUCCAUAUAUUUUAAUAUGCAUGAUUUUGAUUGCCUUGGGCUGGUGGAGGCAGAUGUGUCUGUAUCUGUGGCACUGGCUCCUUUUGGACCCUACACCCCGCUCUCCUUGUGCAGUGACCCAGGGCCCCUGCACUGUGAGCCUUGGAAACUUUGACCUUUAACUUUAAGCACGUGCAAUGCUGGGCAUGAUGUUAGGCUCCAUUUGUGAGCCCUUAUGGGGAGAAGCAUGGCAAGAAGAGUAUUUGUCCUAGGGCUCAGAGACCUAGUUAGGGGGUGCCUAGUAAGAGAGCAAUCCAUUUUGCCAUUGGGCUUGAAAGAAGAGGGUGAUUUAUUAAUGUACUUUCCAAGAAUCCAUAACCUGCCUGUGGCCCCUCUGAGCCCUGAUGUCAAGUUGAAUGAGGGUACAGUGGGGUAUUCUCUUUUUAGCUUGUUGUACAAGGACCUGGAGGUUGAGUAAUGCCACAAGCCUAGAAGCUGGUGCUGCUUCCGUGCUGUAUCUGUACAGGGCAUUUUCAUGGAAGGAAAGAGGUAGCCAUCAGGCUAGUGCCCACUCUUUAACAUGCUGCUGCCCCAAGUGAGAACUGUGCCAGGACACUAUGAAGAAACCUCUGGAGGGGCUCUUUGGCUGUUGCUCCCAGUGCCUCUUUAGAGAGCUUUAAGCAAGCCCCUGCCCUUGCCCCUGCUUCUUUCUCUCCUGUUGGUGCCUGUGUGUGACUCUGCCCUCUGCCUGGUGCUGGGUUAUUCAGAGGCUGCCUUACAGCAGUGGGAGUGGGGAUCAUCUCUGCCAUGGCACUUCUGCAUUUGGACCCGGGGCUUCUCAUUGAUGUUGUGAACUAAUGUACCUCUGAUUAAAGGCAGACAGACCUGACCCGCUGCCCUGUGCUUCUUUCUGUGCUACAUGGGCUAGGGCUUACUGCCCCUGCCUCCCAGCCAUGAGACUCGGAAACCAUUUGAGCUGAUGUUGUGUGCAUCAAGCUUUCAUCAUCUUUGGGCCUGCAUAUGCUGCAGCUGUCACCAUCCCCCUUGCCCAGCCUACUCUGCCUCAGCUUUCCUGAUACAAAUUGUGAGUGUGAGAAGUGUGCACGUUUGUGACUGAAUGAAGGGAUUGUGUGCACACAUGGUGGCUGAGAAGUGAGCAAGCCUGAGGAGGAGCCUGCAUGUGGGAGAGGUUCCUAUUCCUCAUGCGACAUGCAUCCAGUUGAGGGGAAGGGGAUGAGAACUUGAUGUAACCUGGAUUUAAAGGUGAGUGAGUCCUGUUGAACAGCUAAUGCCACUGAGUCACAGAACAAUUAGAGGUCAAACCUGCCAGGAUGGGUGCCCAGCUUUAGGUGCCUGUGUGGAGGGUCUGGCUUCCAUAGGUGCUGAGAGCUUAUCUUCAGGCCACUGGAAAUGCAGGGUCUUGAGACAUUUGCGAACUUGGGCCCUUGUUGUCUCAGGUUGGACAUGUCGCAUUAGAGACCCCUUGCUGCUAUAAAUGAGCUGCCCAUGGACAUAGAACUCCCAGGUCUCUUGAUCCACAGCCUUUGUCCAUCUGUUGCACCAUGCUGCUUACGGUUCAGUUCCAGGGUCACUGCUGUCUUCUGCUGUGGGAAGGUCUUCCGUCCUGCAGCCAACAUGCUUAAGAGACAGUCCAGCAGCUCUGAGGGUGAGGUCCCCUAACACCAGAAUCGCACAGGAGGCUAGCUGAACUGGCUGUGCUCAGGCCUGGAGGACUAGGGCUUGGUCAAGCAAUAGUGCAUGAACUACUGAAAGUAAUACCCGGGGAGAAUGCAUUUGUAGCUGUGUUUGUGUAAGAGGGGUAGUAGUUCAUGGUCCCCGCCUUACUGACUACAGGAGCAUUGCCUUCACCCAGCAAUUGCCAGCAUAGGUCACAGCUGGGGCCCAUCUAGCCCCAAGUCCUGUUUCUGGGAAUAAGCUGUCCUAGAAGCAGUAGUAGCUCUGGAUUAACUUGCAGAGGAGUGAUUUCUUCCUAACAAUUUACCACAGGCUGCUUCUUGCCUUGAAGCAGAAGGGUUUGUAUUCCUGCCACAUCCCUACUGGGUGCAGAGAGCAGCCGUAAAAAUGAUGCAAGGGCCAGAGAAAAUGAUUAUCCUGAGAAACUGGAAAGCUAAGCAAAUUGUGUGGUAUCAGGAAGUAGACUGAGAAAUGACUUGAUUGCAAAGUACAAAUAACUUCAUGAUGGGAGAGGUGCGGGGAAACGUGAGGCAUUAAAGAACACUUUAGUCAAACACUGAUGAUAAUAAGAAACAAGGCAGGAAGUUGAACCAGCUUCUCACUUUUGUAUAGAAUAUAGCAUUUGCUGCAUAUUUUUUAUAGGGGAAGCUAUCUGGUACGGUGCAAGGAGCUCCCUGCAAAUGUCAGCCUCUCCACAUACCUCUGCUUGGGGCCUUUUGAGGUUCCUUGGGCUUCUUGGAUCUUGAUACUGUACCAUCUGCAGUCUUCUCAUUUCACAUACUAUGAUUUCUGUCUGUACUAAUUACAUUGUUAUAUCAUUAGGAUCUGCAGGUUUGUUUGUUUGUUUGUUUGUUUGUUUUUAGAUAUGGCACUGAUUCCCCAGGUCCAAGCUCAAUGUGCCCUUCCUGGGCAGUUUAUAAUCAACUGUAGUGAAGGGACAC